GAAUCCGUCUGUUUUUAUUCCCAGGAUCUGUACCGUUGGUUGUGUGUUAACCACUGCACUUUGUUAUCACCGCUCCUUAAUACCAUUUUAUAAGGAGAAUAGUUGUAUGUGUUUGGAUUGAAGAAAACAGAAAAACGCACCUUCAUGUAAUUGUUGCAUUGGUAAUGGUAGGACAUUCUAAAUGUUUCGAUAAUAGUGCAUGCUCAGAAACCUCUGACACGUAUGGUUAAAAUGUUAGUCUGUUGCUAUUAUUUGUUCAAUGAAGUUAGCUGCAAGAAAAGGAUAACUGCAUCAAUGAAACUUUAAUGUUAGUUAUGAGCACACAAACAGCGUGACUUUAUCGGCGAGACUUAGGAACCACGUCUGUAUUAAACAGACAAAGUUAAUUGAUUUUUCCUUUUGCAUGGUGACCUACUUGUAUGCCAGUCUCUGCAAUGUGUUUUCUGUUGUUUCCAACCUUGCAGAUGGCGGGUAGGGGCAGGCUGGUGCCCUGUGCGUGUCUGGGGCUGUUUGGUGUCCUGUGCUGGGUCUGGGUCUCCUUUGCCUCCUUUCCAGAUGAUCAACCUCCCCUGGAGGCCUUGGAUGCAGUGGACCGAGGAGCCUUUCUGCCACAGAGUGCUCUGUCAGAGAUGGAGUUUGCCUCCAUCAGUUCUUACAGAGGACCUGGCAACGCUGACCGCCGCAGCAACAAGGAGCUGCCCAUUCUCCUCUGGUGGAGUGCAGGACUGUUCCCACAUUUCCCUGGCGACACAGAACGCAUCGACUGUGCCACAUCCUCCUGCCUGGUCACAAGCAACCGCAAGGUGCAGCUGUACAAACGGACAGCAUCCAUCAUCUUUUAUGGGACAGACUUUCGGGCAUAUGAGGCGCCGCUACCUCGUCUGCGCCACCAGACCUGGUCACUGUUCCAUGAAGAGUCACCCAUGAAUAACUACAUCCUGUCCCAUGGACCAGGGAUCAGGCUGUUCAACUACACUGCAACAUUUCGCAGAGAGUCGGACUACCCUCUGACCCUGCAGUGGCUGCCUUCUCUGGAUUACUUGCUGAAGCCUGUGGUCGUGUCCCUAGAGGUGAAGAACCAGCUGAGGAGGGAGGGCCUGGCUCCUGUGCUCUACAUGCAGUCUCACUGCGAUGUGCCGUCAGACAGGAACAGAUAUGUCCAGGAGCUCAUGAAGUAUAUUCAGGUGGACUCUUACGGGAAAUGCUUGAACAACAAACCUCUGCCUGAACAUCUGGAGGACACUGCCACAGCUACUGGCGAAGAGGCCAGCUUUAUGAAUUUUGUUGCACGCUACAAGUUUCACUUGGCACUGGAGAAUGGCCUGUGUCCAGACUACAUGACAGAGAAGCUGUGGCGGCCUCUCCAUCAGGGCUGCGUGCCAGUCUAUCGAGGCUCUUCUGUGGUGGCCGACUGGAUGCCCAACGACCACUCUGUAAUCAUCAUCGAUAACUUCCCCUCACCAAAAGCUCUGGGGGAAUUCCUCAAACAUCUUGAUGAGAAUGAUGAUGAAUAUGCAAAAUAUUUAGAGUUCAAGAACCCCCGCCGCAUCACAAACACUCAAUUGUUAAAGUCUCUGGAGACCCGCGAGUGGGGGGUUAAUGACAUGAGUAAACCCAAUUACCUGAAUGGAUUUGAAUGUUACGUGUGUGACCAGGAGAACGCACGACUAGCAGCAGAACGAGCAUACAGGAAAGCCCCUAAGAAGAAUCAACCUCCUCAGCCUAAAAUGGCCAGCAACUCUCACAUGGGGUGCCCCCUGCCCAGCCCCGGGUACGGAGAUGUCCAGGACCUACCUGCAGAUGAUGGAUGGUUGCAAAUAUGGCCUCAGGAUUACUGGCAGAGCCUGGACCAAGCAGAGGGGCUGGAGUCUCUGAUAAGACAUAACGAGUCAGACCCUUCGCUGCUGUGGAAGCACAUCCAAAACAUUGCUGUGAGCAGAGCCAGAGGAAAACACUGACACAGGCCUUGAAACAAACAGAGGAUGGAGCACGUCCAGGAUUACAGAGGUGUCCCACAUUAUGCAGCCCCUCUGUUUAAAUGAGGGAAUGAAGCAGAAAUUACUAAUAUUUUUGCACCUGAGCCAAACCUCCUUACCCUUAUGAGCAAUUCAGUUCUGCUAUAACAGAUUUUGAUAUUGUAUUCAGCUGACAUGAUACAUUUGUCCUUUAUCCCAAGUUCAGUAAUGGGAAAAUAAUGUUUUAGAGAGGUAUAUGCUAAUAUGUUCAAGUUGUUUUAUUACUGUAACUGAGGUGCCAUCAUUGUCCUUACUCCGCCUUGCAUUGUUAACGUUAACUGCAUGCGGUGCAGUUGUUCCAUGGCGGCACGUUCUCAUGGGAGGCAGGUUUUCAUUGGACUGGGGCAGAGCCAAGGGAGCUCUGCCUAACUGCGUGUGAAGACCAUCAAGACUGCAGCCAAUGUAGCACAUUAGCUUCUUUACGGAUACUCAGCAGGUAGCUGAUGGUUAUUAGCUAAAGUCACAUUUAUGUACACAGCUAUUUUAAGUGUCUAUGCAAGAAAAGUAUGAUUUCACCAAGGAGUGGCGAAAGGCAAAUGUAAAGUGAAGCACAACUCCCUUGUGGGAAAUCACCACUGCAUUUGCAAAGUCGUCCUCAGGAGCAGCUCAUCUAAUUAACUUCUGCUGCGGAUGUUUUAUAAUGUUGUACUGUUUUCUGUUACAUGAUGCUAGGACCAUGCAUAUGUGCAAUAAUUCUUUAGUCAUGCUUUUCUAAAACAAUUAACUGCUUAUUUCCAGAGUCCAUGACAGCCUUGUGUGUGUGUGCUUGCA
Molecule: messenger RNA, 2786 nt
Organism: Centropristis striata (black sea bass)
Lineage: Eukaryota; Metazoa; Chordata; Actinopteri; Perciformes; Serranidae
Gene: pofut4
Product: fucosyltransferase 11 (alpha (1,3) fucosyltransferase)
Exons: 4
Coding region: 420-1958 (512 amino acids)
Cellular component (GO): Golgi membrane
Molecular function (GO): alpha-(1->3)-fucosyltransferase activity
Source: RefSeq, a predicted model, not a curated record